GUGAAGGCAAUUUUAUUUUAUCAGUUAUUUAUGGAAUUUUUGGUUUAAUUAGUGAUGUGUUGUGAUGCUUCGCAUUUAACAACUUCACCCUUUUAUCAGUCCUUGAUCUUUCUCUGGUAGUGAUAACAUAAUCUAAUGGUGGUAUUAUACAAAGAAUAUUGUAGGUUUUAAAGUAUAUAUUUUCAAUAUUGUUCUAAAUUAAAUCAGGAACAAAGAAAAAUGUACACAAUUCAACACGUUAGACGGCCAGAGAAGCCCGAGAAAGAGUGUAUACAUUCGGGUCAUUUUAUGGUAUCAACUUUUGAGGCUGAAGAACAAGAUGAUGAGGACAAUGUAGCUGUUCCUCUUCCAGAAAGCAACAAUGAUACUGUACCAUUACUGCCUCUUAUUUCAGUACAACCAAAAAACAGAAAUAGUUCUAAGGUGCUACAGAAGACACAACAACAGCAGCUGUCCAUUGACACAAGCUUGGCGAAACUGUUUCAAGCUAUGUCUUUAGCUUAUAGACAAAAAUUAACGUCUCCCAAGUGGAACAGAUUCAGAGGUAUAAGACUUAGAUGGAAAGACAAAAUACGAUUAAACAAUGUUAUAUGGAGGUGUUGGCAUCUACAGUUUAUCAAGAAAGAACACACCUUGGUCUGUCAAUUUGCCUCUCCUUUAGAUGUAGAUACGCACAAUAAACCUGAGGCUGUUGUACUAGAAGGAAAAUAUUGGAAACGAAAAUUAGCAGCAGUAACCGCAGAGUACAAACGAUGGCGCAUGUUUUACAGGAACAAUAUUCUGGGACACGUUACCAAAGAUGUCACAGAUUCGUUGUUGGAUAUAGAUCUAGGGGAAUGGGACACUAUGACGGUGGACAACAUGAUGGUGGAUGAAGAUUACAUGGGAAUGAUGAGUGAUACUUUGUUUUCUACUAUUGCCAAUCAACCAUUUGUCUUUCCAGACCCAAGGGAAAUGGCCAAAGCAGGAAUAGCAGACUUUAUACAACCCAGUUUAAAUCCAUUACAGCCAAAUUUGGAGGAUUAUAUGGAUUUGGAUCCCUUUCCAGAAUUAAUUAACAGCAAACUCGCUACAGUACCUGAAGAAACCCCCACAUCACAACAGUCUAUACUUUGGGGAUACAUGGAUAAUAAUUUACAUAGUCCGGAAUCAUCGCUGGAGGUACACAGCAUGGAUCCUUCAAUUCAAGUUAAUCCCUACCAGUUAUCUCCUGGUCAUCAAGUCCAGCAAGUACCACAGUUACCUGUAGUUGACAGAAAACCACAACAGCAGUCUCCAAAUAUAUUACCGAAUAGAUACAACGACAUGGUGUUACCACAACAACAACAGUAUCCUGUAUCACCGCCAUCUUAUCAAACUGUGAUCUCUAAACAUAAUAAUCAGAAGCCACCAAAAAGUAAUUUGGUAUAUAGUAAAUCAAUGGAUAAUAUUUAUCCGACUUAUUCACAACAGAAUGCUGUUGGACAAAGUAUAGAUCGAGUUUCAUUGAGUAAUGCAUCACAAAUAAGUCAAAGUUCUUCACAACAAACUCAAUCCCAACAAAAUCAGCAACAACAGCAGCAACAGCCCCAAAUACAAAAAUACCUUGGUUUUAAAUUAGUUCCAGUUCCAUCUCAAGAUCCAAACCAGGGGUAUAAAUUUUCACUUAUGACCACGCCGACAAUCAAAUUCACCACAUCUCAACAAGCACAACAGUCAAUGAUCCAAAAUUAUACUGGUUUGCCUCAAUAUUCGAGUGUUCCUCGACCUCAAACUAGUGAAGACAAACAACCAAGGAGACGUGGAGGAACGAGAGGCCGGGGUAGAUCUCGAUCAAAUACUAGGGAGCCUAUAAAAAAGCCGCCCUUAGUUUCAGCAGCUAGUGAAUCAUCUCUACUGACUCCACAGAAUAGUGUCAUAUUGACACAAUUGUUAACCAAUAACACAGAACCUGCAACGACUGUUUAUAAUCGUAGUAUAAGUCAAGGUGCUCUUGAGAUGCUUCCAGGUUCAUUACAAAUCAAAGAAGAAUCAAAUUCGAUACCUAUACUACCACAACCAUCGACGACUACACUAAUUUUACCCGCCCCCCAAGUCAAUAUGACCACCGCACAAGCAUCUUCAGAUACGAUGUUACUGAGUUCGUAUAGUAGUUCAAACAGCCCUGUGAUGGACCCUUUGGCCCAAAGUAUUCAUUCACCGACUUCCUCGCAAGGUUCAAUCGGCUCUCCUGGUGGUGAAAGUUCGAGUCAUCGGGACAGGAGAUCGGUGCACAUACAUGCCGAACAGAAACGGCGUUAUAAUAUUAAAAAUGGUUUUGAUAUGAUUCAUUCUCUUAUACCGCAUCUUAAUCAAAAUCCUAAUGCUAAGUUAAGUAAGGCAGCUAUGUUACAAAAAGGUGCUGAAUAUAUUAGGCAGUUAAGGGAUGAAAGGAACCAACUUAAAUCAGAAAUGGAAUCUCUUCGACAACAGAUUGAAAGCCUUAAUGCGGCUAUAAGCAACUGUCAGUCAAUGUUACCCGCCACUGGAGCUCCGGUUUCUCGAAGGAGGGAUAGCCGAAUGCAAGAGAUGUUUGAAGAGUAUGUUCGAAUACGUACUAUGGAAAAUUGGAAGUUUUGGGUCUUUAGCCUUAUUUUUAAACCAUUAUUAAAUUCGUUUAAUAAUUUAGUUUCGAGUUCUAGUAUAGAUGAUUUAUAUCGAUCUACAAUGUUAUGGAUAGAACAACAUUGUACCCUUGGAGAUCUCAGACCAGUGGUUUUAAAUUCACUAAGGUAUCUAUGCACAAAGACGGACAUUCUUUCGGAUCCGGAUAAGUUACCAGAUGAGGCAAGGCACAUAGCGCUCGAAAAUAAAAAUCAGAACAAAUAAUUUUUUAAUUGUGUUAAAGCUACUUAACAACGGAUACAUUUUGCUCAUAAAAACGUGCUUGUUUACACUAGAUGCAAGUUGAAGGGUCUUUUUCAUCUUUAAAAAUAUUUUGUGUAUUUAAAAAAUACAUACACGAGUAUGAAACAAUUUGAAAAACUAUUAAGCUUAUCACGCACGGGGGUGACGUCACGGCCAACUGCGGCUAUAGUCAGUGUUGUUAUGAUCACUUUUCCAAACAAAGAAUAAAGAUUGAAAACACGUUGAAAAGAUACCCAAUCUCAAGACCUUUUAAUUCGUAUAAAGUUAAAAUGUUGCUUCCUCUGCUACUUUUUAUGUUCAAUUAUAGUGUUUUUUAAGUUGACGUACGUACACUGACAAGUAUCUGUCAAAGUUGACGUAAACUGGAAAGUAUAUCUGAAUUAAUAAUAGACAUGCACUGUAUAACUAUCUCUGUCGUUCAGAGCCACCUAUGGUGACAAUAAUUUUGGAUCACACGUUAGUCAGUACACUCACAGGCGACACCAGAUAUAUUUCAGAUUAUAUAAUAUAUGUUUAGUAAACAGAAAUCAGUAAACAACUAGUUAAAAAAUUCUCUAGCUUUGCGUUUUUCGUGUUCGUCUAGCUAGAACUUAAAUAGCCGGAACGAAAUACGUCAUAAAGCAUAAACAAACCGUGCUUCGGUUUAGUAGACUGAAAAGUGAGGAGGCUUGUAACGGGGACCGAAAUAUGUUCUAAUAUAAAUAUAAAUAUGCGCAUUUACGUGCGAUAUAUAAUUAUAUCGCACGUAAAAAAUAUAUAUUCAGCCUUAUUCUCUAACUACAAAUCGAAUAGAAACAGGGCUGAUUUAUCCAUUAGGCAAUAUAGGCAGUUGCCUAGGGCGGCACAUUAUGAGAGGGCGGCAAAAAUACUGUACAAAAAAUAUUUGUAUAUAAAAAUUAUGAAUCUAAGUUCUGUCAUUAAAGAGUAUCUCUUUCAAAUUACUUUACCGCAAGGAAGCCAAAAAAUUGUGCCCAAAUAAAACAUAUAAAGAAAUAAGAAAGAGAAAUUCAAUUUGACGAGGGGGCCGAUGAUAAAGUAAACUUUUCAACUAGUGAUGAGAUGAAAAUCCACACAUUCUAUGUUAUAAUCGACACUCUGAUAAGAGACCUUAAUAGACGUCUGGAAUCUUAUCGACUUAGGUAUUUAUCAACGUUUUCGUGUCAUUAACAGAUUUGCCAAAAUUAGGCAAUGAAGAAAUUAUUAAAGAAGCUGAAAAUCUGAUACAAAAUAAAGACGACCAAGAUACAUCGUUCAUACAUGAAUGCAUUCACUUAAAGGGUCAUUUGGAUAUUACAAUAAAAUCACCAAUUGACAUACAUAUUUAAUAUUUAAAGAAGAGUUAGUGCAGUCACUGAAGGUGGAUAUGAGCUAUUACCUCCGAUUUUGUUGAACCUCCAUCGAUUUGCAUGAAAAUUGGUGAGUGGUUAGAGGAUAUCUCAAGGAACAAAGGUGACACUGUGUCAACUUGCGCUUUUACCCUGGGGGUGGUUACCACCCCUUCUCGGGGGUGAAAAUUAUUUGGUUAAAAAUAUCCCCAGAAUUCGAUAGAGGGGCAAAUUCUAAGCAAAAUUUGUUACAUAAAGUUAUUAAAAUUUUAUUACACAAAGAUUUUAAUUUUUCGUGAGAAAAAUGCAUCUUUUUAACCGAUUUUUCAUAAAUAACUCAAAAACUAUAAGAUUUUACAAAAAAGUUAUUAUUACCAAAGUUGAAGCUAAUAAAAAAAUGAAAUAAACUCUUUACUGGAAAAACCUUUUAAUGUUAACUAAAAGUGAGUUAUAGGUAAUUGAAUGUAGGUAUAUUGUUUUCGGCGAGUACCCAAAUCUAAGUAUUCAAGCUUAAAUAACGGGAAAAUGAUGCAUUUUAUAUAAAACAUAACCUUCUUAAACAUUUGUCAAAGUACUUAGAAAUAUCUAUCAAAUGAGCCCCGAACAAAUAGCAUUAAAAUGCAUGCACCAAAUAUUUUUCAAAAUGUAUCAUUUAAAAAUUUUUCCAAAAACGUUAUUGUUUUUUUUUUUAAAUAACUCCGUUAAUUUUUACGAUAUCAGGUUUGCCUAAAUACUCUUUGAAAGUUCAUUUUAACACGUUCAUUAAAACACGUUGAAUUUAAUAUUUUGAAACCCUUACUUUUUUAAAAAUAAAAGGUUAAAUGGCCCUGGUUACAUGGUUCUCGCAGCAAAAUUUAAGCUUUAAACGUUUCUAUCUCGGUUAUUUUUUACCCUACAGAAAUAGUAAAAAGGUAAAAUAUUUGAUACAGAAAAAACUAAAAUAUGGUUAUACAUAUAUCACUUUUUACGUAUAUUGAGUAUUUUUGGAGUUAUCAAAUGAAAAUGAAAAUUACGAUAGUCUUAAAUCUAAAUUAAAUUACAUCUUUUUUUCAAAAAUAUGCGUUCUAAACCGUUCAAAAUUGUUGAAAUCAUUACUUAUGCUAAUAUAAAGAAAUUCUUCUAAGGAUUACUAUAAAUUUUUAUUUUUUUGGAAAAUAAUAAAUUUUUAUUUUUCACUUUUUCCUAAAAAGUUUCAAGGGAUUCUCUUAUUUUCAUCAUAACUUGCUCAAUUGUGAUGCUAUUAACUUCUACUGCAGCUCAUUUGAUAGGUACUCGUUUUCCCGUUAUUUAAGCUUGAAUACUUAGAUUUGAGUACUCGUCGAAAAAAAUAUACAUUCAACUACCUAUAACUCACUUUGAAUUAACAUUAGUUUAGUUCAUUAAGUGAUGGGUGUUUAACAAAGCUUACAGUUUUUGAGUUAUACGUGAAAAACAGCUUUAGUAUAUGCAUUUUUUUACGAAAAAAUAAAAUUGUUGAUCUUUAAUAACUCAAAAAGUAUUGAUUUAUUUUAAUAACUUUAUAUAACAAAUUUUGCUUAGAAUUUGUCUCUCUAUCGAUUUAUGGUAUUAUUAAAAAAAUUUCACCCCCGAGAAGGGGUGGCAUCCACCACCACGGUAGAAACGCAAGUUGGCAUCAUGUCACCUUUAUUGAGGUAUCCUCUAACUCAGCAGUUUCCAACGUUCUUUAGCUUAAGGCACACUAACUUAAAAACUGGUUCAGCCACAGCACACUUGGGUAAAUAAUCUCUAUAAUGAUAGUGAGUAUAAUUAAAUUUCGCGGCACACCUACAGGGACUUCAGGGCACACCAGUGUGCCGCGGCAUACUGGUUGGGAACCUCUGCUCUAACUACUCACCAAUUUUCAAGAAAAUCGAUGGAGGUUCAAUGAAAUCGGAGAUGAAAACCUGCAGUGACUGCACUAAGUGAAUUGAAAGAUAUUUUCCCUAAUUUUGACAUUGCUUUGCACAUUUAUUUGUGCAUCCCAGUUGCCAACGUGUCCGCUGAAAGGUCAUUUUCGAAAAUGUCAAGAAUUAAAAAUAACUUCCCAUCAAGUAUGACGCAAGAACGUGUUAUAACAAUUUGUCGAUUUUGUCAAGAAAAAUUUUUUUUUGAAAAGUCUCUUUGAAAGGAAGUCUCUGAUGUGAUCGAACUGGAAUGACAAUUUUUUCUGUUAAGUACAGGUAUAUAAACAUCGUAGUUUAAAUCCAUUUUUGUUUAUUUUAAAUCUUAUUUAAAUAAAAAUGUCUGCAAUUUUUUUUCGCAAAAAUGCUACAUGUUUGAAGGGCGGCUACUAUAGAAUUGCCAAGGGCGUCAAUUUACCUAAACGCGGCCCUGAAUAGAAAUGAGUCGAAUCGAAUAGACGUCAGCAAUCGGAUUGGAAUUUGUAAUUUUUUAUUUUUUAAUUUAAUUGAAUUUAAUUUAAUUUGAAUUUGAAAAUUAAUAAUUGAUUCAUUUUGUAGCUGCUUAAUUUUUUAGUUUGCGGUGUAAUUUAUUUAAAUAAUUGUAUAUUUAAUUUAGACAUGUAUGGCUAUGCAUUGAACCUAACCUAAUCUUCAUUUAUUUGGUAUUCUUGUUGGCGAGUCGCAGUGUUGCCAUACUUUUUGGUGUAUUUCUUGUAUAAUUUCAAUCAAUGGUAUAGUAUGUAGUAUAAUGUACAAGAUUAAGAUUGUAUAUGUAUAAGAACGUUUAAAAUAUAAAGAUAGACUUACAGUCUGAAUAAAUGAUAGAAAAAAGGCUACUUUUGGGAAAAGUUGUUUAGCAGUUAUUUAAGAUUGCAUGUUAUUAGUAAUAUCGAUUUUAAUUAAUUGUUAAUAAUAAUAAUUUUAAUUAACUUUGAUUUAAAACCAUUUACACUGAUAUUUUACUAUUUACUUAUCAAAACUUUUCUUUUUUGGUGUUUUAAAACUAUUUUUUAAAUGUAACUUUAUGUAAUGUGAUACUAUGAAAAAACUGAGCAUAUGGCAACGGUGUCAUUAGAUAAAGUAACAAAAAGGUAAAAAAAAAAUAAUUUCACUUUUCAGUACGGGGUUGCCACCACCUUAUGAGCGCGUCAAAUAGAAGUUGGCGUUUUUGAUUUACACUGAUUACGAUGUGAGUUACAGAAUGCCAAUCCAAACAUGAAAACGAUGCGAUAGAUAUCCAACAUUCCGAUUUCGGGUAAUUACGAUUCGACUUGGUCAUUUCUACUCGAUUUGUUAAAAGUUAAAAUAGGGCUGAUUAUGGUUCCGUGUAUGCAGGCUCACUUAUUUUACUAUAGUGAGUGAUAUCAAAUACUAUUGACUGUAAUACAUCCAACUGCCACAGAAAUCUGGAAGCACGUUGCCACUAGCGCGCUAGCGCCGCUGUCGGCUUGAAGUGAAACUACGUUUUGAAAAUGUAAAAUUUGACGUAAACAUUCAAAUUUAAUUUUAUAAAUUUUUGAAUAACAAGCUAAUUUUGCUAAAUUAAAUUAAAAUAAAAAUAGUUCAAACACUUAUACAAAAACAAUAAUAAAGCAAUUUUAUAAAUGUAAGGUUAGAAUGCUCUGGUUAUCACCGCACACCACUAGAUGGCGCUAUAUUGUUUGCUUCCUCAAAUGUAAUGGGAAAUGUCAAGAGUUGUAUGUAUUACAACAGGUAAAAGGGGGAGACGUGUACUUUUGAAGUGUGUAAAAUUAAUAAUUCUUAGCUGAGCGCUUUCGGCUUAUAAAGCCAUCUUCGGAGCUAUGGUCAAAAAGGUCAAAAUACCACUAUGAAGAGAGAUGGGUUCCAUUUAUGAUAUGAAAUACUUCUGUUUCUUAUGUAGUUUUUUAUUUUAUUGGUUCGAAAAAACCUUGUCUGUCUGUUUAAAAAAUUGUUCAAUUUGCUGCUGGUUAAUUUUGUAUCCAGAAAAGUUAAACAUCAAGAACGAGCACAAAGGACUUUCACACGAAAAUUACAUUAUAUAUAAAACGAAUAUUUGAUCAUGGUAAGGUCAAAAAGACCUUACCAUUUGAAUACUGCGGUGUCAGAUAGCAGAAUGGUCGCCUCGCAUGGAGGAUUUUUAAUGACUGUCAUUAAAAAUCCUCCAUGCGAGGCGACCAUUCUGCUAUCUGACACCGCAGUAUUCAAAUGGUAAGGUCUUUUUGACCUUACCAUGAUCAAAUAUUCGUUUUAUAUAUAAUGUAAUUUUCGUGUGAAAGUCCUUUGUGCUCGUUCUUGAUGUUUAACUUUUCUGGAUACAAAAUUAACCAGCAGCAAAUUGAACAAUUUUUUAAACAGACAGACAAGGUUUUUUCCAACCAAUAAAAUAAAAAACUACAUAAGAAACAGAAGUAUUUCAUAUCAUAAAUGGAACCCAUCUCUCUUCAUAGUGGUAUUUUGACCUUUUUGACCAUAGCUCCGAAGAUGGCUUUAUAAGCCGAAAGCGCUCAGCUAAGAAUUAUUAAUUUUACACACUUCAAAAGUACACUUCUCCCCCUUUUACCUGUUGUCAUAAGUGUGUACAAAACUUUUUCAGUCUUUACAUUUGUAUGUAUUACAGUCAAUAGUAUUUGGUGAUAUUUCUAUAAUAUAUGAGAUAUAAUAUAGUAUAGUUUCCCGUGCGUGACAAGCUUUAUACAAAUGACUUACUCUUUAAUGGUUUUCUUUGAAAUGAUGUAUAAAGAUAAUAGUUUCAAUUAUGGAAUUAUGUUGUUAUAUGGUUUAAUCUAUUCUUAUUUUAUAUUAAUCUUUUCUUCGCAUUUGUUAUAUUUUAGCAACAGUGCUAAUAGUACUUGCUUAGACAGCAUUUCCUGUCUAAGCAAGUUACUUUAGUAUCUUAAGCAACGCUAGGGAUAUUGAUUUAAACCAGUCUUUAUGGAUCGCUCUAUUCUUGUAGUGACACAAUAAUUGAGCAGUCCGAAUAGGAGUGACAUAGGUCUAUCUUCUUUAGACGUUGUCAAAACUUCAAAAUUGAGGUCUUACAAAAGCUAAUUGGCUUGCCUUUAACUUGCUAUUUUCUGACAUAUGAAUGACGGGGGGACAAAAUACUUAUGAUAGCAGAAAUUUUAAGGUUUUUUUUUUCACUGAUCAAAUGGCAUUUGAUCACAAAUUUAGGCACAAUCUUCAACGUUUCAUGAUAGUUCUUUAUACGGCCUUUAUUUCUUUGUUAUUUUCUUUCUCAUUAUUUUAUGCAUAAUAUCAAAAAUACACGCCAUUUAAGUUGCAGGUCAUUGACAUUAUAUAGGUAGCCUGCUUUAAAUUCAUCUUGCUUACAUUUUGUCAAAGGCAAUUUGAAUGAAAGUCGUCAAAUUUUUUAGUGUUUGGAUUAUAUUUAUAUUAAAUUAACCAACAUUUUUUAUUGAACAGAAAUAAAUCUAUUAAAGACAUUUUUUUAGUGACCUUUAGUGAACCAUGUUGAGUUUCAUAUUAUAUAAUAGGUGAACAGGACCCUUUGAAUGUGUUUACUCUUUUGUUUUAAUAAGACUCGUUUUUUACUUUUUUAAACUUAAAAUCGCCAUAUAACCACUUACUUUGAUUUUAGUAAAAAUAUAGUUAUAUGUAUGUAAUUUUCGGGGCAAUUGUUUUUAUAUGUGUAUGAUUAAUGCACUUUUUUUUUAAAUAGUUUAAGAUGUAUUGUUUUAUGUAAUAUAGAAAUUUAUUUUUUAAUAUAAUAGAAAAUACUUGUUUUUUUUUUGUUUUCUGUCAAACGCACAAUUCAGAAUGAUUUUUGAUUUUUGCGGUUUACAGACAUCGAUCGAUAUGUAGAACAAAAUUAUAACUAGAAGACACUGAGAAAAAACUUUAUUUAACAUUGGUAACUAAAAUUUUGAAGGAGUGCAACAGUUCUCUUAUCUGAGGAGCAUUGUAAGCACCACGAACAUUACAUCGAGUCCAGAAAGCAACUGCGCAUCCGCCAGGAAAAAUAUUCCGAUUCGGAUUUUUGGCACAAUCUUACUCAAAAAGGACCUCUUUUAACAAAUUUGUAUGUUGCCAGGUCCAAAAGUGGAUCAAAAUUUUUUUAAACAUUUUUUUUUUUUGUUUUUUCCUAAAAUUAUUUUUUUUGCAUCGAACAAUGUUUUUUUAGGUUUCUUGGAUCAUUUCAAACAGAAAAGGUCUUUAGAGGCUUUUCUCUAAAGUUGAUAGUCUUUGACAUAUAAGCGAUUAAAAAUUAAAAAAUUGCGAAAUCGGCCAUUUUUAACCCUCAGAAACUAUGAAAAACUGAAAAUUUCGAUGUUGCCAAGGUAAGAAGAUAUUCUUUGAACAUCGAUUGAUGAAAUCCCGAAGAGUUUUUUGCAGUACAAUAUCGAAAACCCCUUUGUUUUUUAAUUGCCAAUCAAGCGGGCGCUUGAUUGGCAACCGUUGCAUGUAUAUGUAACAUGCGUAAAUAUAUGUGCGGAAAAAUAUUUCGAUUCAAUUUUUUUCACCAUCUUGCUUGAAAAUAUCCCCUCGUUAACAAAUUUGUAUGUUGCCAAAAUCAAAAAGUCAAAAUUUUUUUUAAACGUUUGCUUUUUGUUUUUUCCUAAAACUAAUUUUUUUGCAUCGGACAAAUUUUUUAGGUUUUUCGGAUUAUUCCAAAUAGAAAAGACUUUUAGUGACUUUUCUGUAAACGUGGAAGUUUUCGAGAUAUAAGCGAUUUAAAUUUUAAAAAUUGCAAAAUUGGCCAUUUUUAACCCUCAAAAACUAUGUGAAACACCAAAAAUUUCAAUGUUACCAAGAUACGUAGAUAUUCUAAGAAUAUCGAUUGAUAAAAUCCCGAAGAUUUUUGCAAUACAAUAUCGAAAAUCCCUUUGUAUUUUAAUUGCUAAUCAAGCGGGAGUGACACUAUUUUCAACCGUUGCGUUGCAUGUGUAUAUGUAAUCGGACAACAUUUUAAGUUCAAAAAAAUUGUUUAAAAUUUUUUUUUACACAUUUUUGACCCUGGCAACAUGCAAAUUUGUUAAUUGGGAACCUUUUUAAGCAAGAUGGUGAAAAAAAAAUUGAAUCAGAAUAUUUUUCCGCGCAUAUAUUUACGCAUAUUACUGUAUACAUGCAACUGUUAAAAAUAGUGUAGCGACCUCUUGACUAGCAAUUAAAAAACAAAGGGGUUUUCGAUAUUGUAUUGCAAAAAGCUCUUCGGGACUUCAUCAAUCGAUAUUCUUAGAAUAUCUACGUACCUUGGUAUCAUUGAAAUUUUCGGUGUUUUACAUAGUUUUUGAGGGUUAGAAAUGGUCGAUUUUGCAAUUUUUAAAUUUUCAAUCGCUUAUAUCUCGAAAACUAUCACAUUCACAGAAAACUCACUUAAGAUAUUUUCUAUUUGGAAUGAUCCAAAAAACCUAAAAAAAUUUAUCCGAUGCAAAAAAAUUAGUUUUAGGAAAAAACAAAAAACAAACAUUUAAAAAAUUUUUACUUUUUGGUCCUGGCGACAUACAAAUUUGUUAAGACGGGACAUUUUCAAGCAAGAUGGUGAAAAAAAAAUGAAUCGAAAUAUUUUUCCGCACAUAUAUUUACGCAUAUUACAUAUUAUACAUGCAACGGUUGCCAAUCAAGCGCCCGCUUGAUGGGCAAUUAAAAAACAAAGAGACUUUCGAUAUUGUAUUGCAAAAAACUCUUCGGGAUUUCAUCAAUCGAUUUUCAAAGAAUAUCUUCUUACCUUGGCAACAUCGAAAUUUUCAGUUUUUCACAUAGUUUCUGAGGGUUAAAAAUGGCCGAUUUCGCAAUUUUUAAAUUUUUAGUCGCUUAUAUGUCAAAAACUGUCAACUUUAGAGAAAAGUCACUAAAGACCUUUUCUGUUUGAAAUGAUCCAAGAAACCUAAAAAAACUAUUGUUUGAUGCAAAAAAAAAAUCAUUUUAGAAAAAAAAACAAAAAAAAAACGUUUAAAAAGAUUUUGACUGGCAACAUGCAAAUUUGUUAAAAGGGGUUCCAUUUUGAGUACGAUUGUGCAAAAAAUCCGAAUCGGAAUAUUUUUCCUAGCGGAUGCGCAGUGGCUUUCUGGACUAAUCAGAAGAGAUAACCAUAAGAAUGAAGCUUGCAAAAAUAUGUUAUGAACUUACCAAACAUCGAAGAAGCCAUUUUCUAAUAAAGAUAAUGGUAUAUAGCAUGUAUAUGGGAACCUUACUACUCCGAGUCCUAAUGUAUGGAUCUGAAAAAUAGUCGUUUUCUAAUUCAGAUGAAAAAACACUAUUAAUAGUCGACCGACAACUACCAAUAAAAAUAUUAGGCCCCAUAAAUGACAAUGGAACUUAACGUCGUCCAGCAAUAAAUACAACGAAAUAUAAACCAGUGCGCUUAUUCUUGAAUCGAGAGAAAAUUUUACUCUCCACUAAGCUAACUCACUUUUCUACUCCUUCAUAAUUUCUCUCGAUUUUAAAAAGCUGUACUCUUGAACAGAGGGAGUAGAAAGGGAUGAGAGAAACUGCGAACAGUAUUGCCGUAUUGUUGUUGAAAAUUUCAACCAAUCACAAAAGUGAAUUAUUGGCAAAUGACAUGAUACCGUCAACUGUCAACCUGAUCAUUUGUUUUUGUUUACAAUUACAUUAUUUUUCAACAAAUAAAACAGACAUAGUUUUUUUUGUAGAGUAUAGAGUUUCUGAGUAUUUUCCUAAAUAGAUCUCUUGGCUAGUUGGUUUGAUUGUGGCUUUCAAUUUCUUUGCAUAUGCAUGUUGUGGUAGUAGUAUUGUUUAUCAGCUUUGCACCUUUGUUUUAUUUCUUUGUUGAGGUUUCUUAAACUCAACAUUAAACCGAAGAAUACUCCAUCUAAUGGAUGGUUAUACUCCUUUAGGCGCGAUUGAGAGUAAAAUUUCAUAAUCUGCGCGCAUGCGCACACAGACAGUAUGGCGUUUAGUUGCUAAAAUCUUUCUAGUUAUGUAUAAAUAUAUCAGUGCAAGAAAAGGUGUGAAAAGAAUAUAUUAGUGUUUUUAGUAAAUAUAUUUAUUAUAAUU
This is a messenger RNA of Diabrotica virgifera virgifera (western corn rootworm), 13069 nucleotides long. RefSeq names its product carbohydrate-responsive element-binding protein. The record is from RefSeq and is a predicted model, not a curated record. Gene Ontology annotation, molecular function: protein dimerization activity; RNA polymerase II cis-regulatory region sequence-specific DNA binding; DNA-binding transcription factor activity, RNA polymerase II-specific. Gene Ontology annotation, biological process: regulation of transcription by RNA polymerase II. Bases 220 to 2847 code for a protein of 875 amino acids. Lineage: Eukaryota; Metazoa; Arthropoda; Insecta; Coleoptera; Chrysomelidae. Gene Ontology annotation, cellular component: nucleus. The transcript is spliced from 16 exons.